This is a messenger RNA of Symsagittifera roscoffensis, 832 nucleotides long. Its product is annotated as all-trans retinoic acid-induced differentiation factor-like. The transcript has 4 exons. Gene Ontology annotation, biological process: positive regulation of osteoblast differentiation. NCBI's taxonomy places the organism in Eukaryota, Metazoa, Xenacoelomorpha, Acoela, Convolutidae. Bases 64 to 786 code for a protein of 240 amino acids. The record is from RefSeq and is a predicted model, not a curated record. Gene Ontology annotation, cellular component: intracellular membrane-bounded organelle.
UUGAUUAUACAUUCGUUCAAAUUGUUCUCGUUGUUUGAAAAUCAAUAUGAAUUAAACUUCAAAAUGAGUAUCACCUUGCCGAUUGUUUUGACUGUUUUAAACAUUGGGCUAGCCUCAUCAUCACAAAACACGACGUGCUCUAUUCCGGAAGAACUAGAGCUCGAUUGUUACCCGUCGGUACCUGAGAAAUCUUUCACGGCGUUUUGCGAGGAUCACAGGGGUGUGGUGGAAGGAAGAUGUUGUUUCUAUGGUGAAGCAUCAGGACCAGACAUUCUGAUUGGUCUGAAUUUGAGACAGUGUGGAAUAGAGGACUCCCAGGUCAUACAACAACUGGGCCAGGAGGUGUUGCAACAGAUGCAGGUGCUCUUCAUGCAGGCAAACCCUUUCGUGGACGCUCCAGCCGACUCUUUUCUGGCAAUGACGCAACUGGAUGUUCUGUUAUUACCCUCUGGGUGCAACUGCCCGGGUGAAGCGGGAGUCACGUGGGAUAAUGUGUCCGAGUCCGGCAACUCAGUACUCUGCCAGGGUCAAAUCCCGACCACAGGGGACUGUCCUGACCAUAGUCACUCUGAGUCCUGUGGCCCUAACUUGUACGAGUGUCUCUGCAAUCAAAAAUACUCCAGUUACAAAUGUCUGAGAGUGGCCAAGAAGUUUCCCUGGAAAACAUUUGGACCAAUUUUGGCAGUUCUGACAGUUCUUACAGCUACACUUUUGUUCUGGAAAAAACAUGGAUACGACUCAAUGCGACAUUUGAAGCACAAUAUGGAUGCUAGAUUCAUCAAUUAAAAAUCACUUUAUUUUGCCACCAAGGCGUGAAGGUGAAAACUUUGAA